Manis javanica (Malayan pangolin) is the source of this 4575-nucleotide messenger RNA. It is a transcript of the gene OAS2, whose product is annotated as 2'-5'-oligoadenylate synthetase 2. The record is from RefSeq and is a predicted model, not a curated record. Gene Ontology annotation, molecular function: double-stranded RNA binding; 2'-5'-oligoadenylate synthetase activity. Gene Ontology annotation, cellular component: membrane; cytosol; nucleoplasm. NCBI's taxonomy places the organism in Eukaryota, Metazoa, Chordata, Mammalia, Pholidota, Manidae. Gene Ontology annotation, biological process: defense response to virus; negative regulation of viral genome replication; regulation of ribonuclease activity.
AGAGCUGCGCGUUCUCCUCUGCCUCCCGCCCUGCCAUUAGCUGUCACCUCAGCAGCCAGCAGAAGCCAUGGGCAACUGGGAGUCCCGUCUGUAUUCAGUGCCUCCUCAGAAACUGGGUGAGUUUGUCCAGAACUCCCUGAGACCCUUUGAAGAUUGUCAGAACAAGAUCGACAAGACCGUGAACACCAUCUGUGCUGUCCUGCAGGAAGCUGAGCAGUUCCCCCUGGUCAUAAGUGUGGCUAAAGGUGGCUCCUAUGGCAGGAAAACGGUCUUAAGGGGCAACUCCGAUGGUACCCUCGUUGUCUUCGCCAGUGACUUUGAGCAAUUCCAGGAUCAGACAAAAAGCCCAUCUGAAAUCCUCCACAAAAUCCGGGACGUGCUGAGAGUCUGGCAGCUCACAACGGAGUUGGCAGCCCAGGUGGAGGUCCAGAUGGUCAGUGGUACGCUCACCAUCCAGCUGUCCACAAAGAGGCAGAGCAUCACUUUCAAGGUGCUGCCUGCCUUCAAUGCUCUGGGCUUGAGCGACAAGCCCAGCACCUGGACCUAUUUAGAGCUCAAAAGAGCCUUGGAUCAGACACACUCUAACCCCGGUGAGUUCUCCGUCUGCUUCACAGAACUCCAGCAGAAGUUUUUUAAAAACCACCCCAGAAAACUGAAGGAUUUGAUCCUCUUGGUAAAGUACUGGUAUGAACAGUGCCAGGAAAAGCUGAAAUAUGCACCUCUGCCACCUGUGUAUGCUCUGGAGCUGCUUACAGUCUACGCCUGGGAACAGGGUUGCAGAACAGAAGACUUUGAUAUAGUUGAAGGCAUCCGGACUGUUCUGGGGCUAAUCCUGCAGCAGGAGCAGCUGUGUGUCUAUUGGGUCAUCAACUACAACUUCGAGAAUGUGACCAUCCGGAACAUCCUGCUGAGCCAGCUCCGAUCAUCGAGGCCAGUAAUCCUGGAUCCAGCAGACCCAACCAAUAAUGUGAGCAAAGAUAAGAUGUGCUGGCAACUGCUAAAAGAAGAAGCUCGAAUCUGGUUGUCUUCCUCUGGUCUGAAUGAGUCACCCGGACUAUCCUGGAAUGUUCUGCCAGCACCGCUCUACACCACCCCUGGCCAUCUUCUGGAUAAGUUCAUCAAGGACUUUCUCCAGCCCAACAAAAUCUUCCUAGAGCAGAUCGAGAGGGCUGUUAAAAUCAUCCGUACGUUCCUUCAACAUAAUUGCUUUCAACAUUCGACUACGAAGAUUCAGAAGAUUGUCCAGGGAGGGUCAACCGCCAAGGGCACAGCUCUGAAGAACGGCUCGGACGCCGACCUUGUCGUGUUCCCAGACUGGCUGAAUAGCUACACCUCCCAAAAAAAUGAGAGAUCCAGAGUCAUCAGAGAAAUACAUAAACAGCUGCAAGCCUGUCAGCAGAAGCUGGAUUUGGAAGUGAAGUUUGAGAUUUCAAAAUGGAAGGCUCCCAGGGUGCUGAGCUUCUCACUGAAAUCCAAAGUACUCAACGAAAGCAUUGACUUUGAUGUCCUGCCUGCCUUUAAUGUGUUAGGCCACAAGAAUUCCCACACUGCCCCCAGCCCCAGUGUCUAUUCUGAGCACAUCAAUCUGUACAGCUCCUCAGAUGCCCUGGGGGGAGAAUUUUCUACCUGCUUCACGGAGCUGCAGCGCGACUUUGUUCUUUCCCGGCUCACAAAACUGAAGGAUUUAAUUCGCCUGGUGAAGCACUGGUACAGACAGUGUGAAAAGAAAUUAAAGCAGAAGGGGAAUCUACCCCCAAAGUAUGCCCUGGAGCUGCUCACCAUCUAUGCCUGGGAGCAGGGCAGUGGCACCACGAAUUUUAACACCGCUGAAGGUUUCCGUACGGUCCUGGAAUUGAUCACAAAAUACCAGCAGCUCUGCAUCUUCUGGACGGUCAAUUACAACUUGGAAGAUGAGACAAUGAGGAACUUCCCACUGACCCAGAUCCAGAGAACCAGGCCUGUGAUCUUGGACCCAGCCGAACCUACUGGUGACGUGGGUGGAGGGGACCGUUGGUGUUGGCAUCUUCUAGCAAAAGAAGCUACCGAAUGGAUGUCCUCUCUGUGCUUCAAAGAUGGGACUGGAGAACCUGUUCAAGCAUGGAAAGUGCCAGUAAGAAUAAUCUAAAGGAAGUGCCAUCUGGAGUUGGCCCCAUGCCAGGCUUAAAUCAAAGUGCUCCUCCCACUGUAGCAAUUUAGAAUUCACUCAGCUGCAAAUCACAGAUAGCCCCGCUCAGCAGCUUAAACAACUGCUUUUUCUUUCCAUUACCAGACAUCCCAAGGCAGGCAAUCCAGGACCCACGCAAUAGCUCCCUCGUGCUUUCUCCCACCGUUGCUCCCACCGAAGCACUACUGACAUUCAGGGUGGAUAGUUCCUUUAGUUGGGGCUCUCCUGGGCAGGGCAGGCCCACCAGAGGCCAGGAGCACCCCCAGCAUGACAACCAAUUUCUCUAGACAUUGCCAAAUGUCCCCAGGGACACAGUCAUCCCCAGCUCUUUCUGGCUCUGUCUUCUUUAGUUGUUGAUUUUAGUCCGCACAGCAUUGUACCUCCAGGUGGUGGGUUCAUGGUCAAGGCAGGAAGAAGAGAACGGGGAAGAUACCUCCCCAGGGGCUCCUCUUAGCAGCCUCCUCCAGCAAUUCACUUACAUUUCAUCGCCCAGAAUGGUCAUGUGGCGGCUACCUGUAACUUCAGAGUGGCUCCAGAGAGGCAGGUGAGGAUGAGUAGAUGGGAGGUAGGUUGGCCAACCAAGAACAUCUGCCACACCUGUCCAAACCUCCACCUCCUAUCACAAUACCUGCCACCAGGUGGGCUUGGCUCCCCCAACAAGUUCUUUCUAAGCACAGUUUCUCAGCCUCGGCAGCUAUUGACAUUCUGGCCAGAUAAUUCUUUGCUGUGGAGGCUGUACCCUGCGUUAGAGGAUGUUUGACCAAGUCCCAAGGCUCUUCCCACGAGAGGCCACCCAGUAGUGACAGUCAGAAAUAUCUCAAGGCAUUGCCUCUGACCCACUGGGAGCAAAAUCAUCCCUGACUGAGACCCUGCUCUCGAGGACACCCCGCCCACUCCAGACUCAGUUUUAGUUAUCAAAAUCUCCAUUACCAACAAGUACCAAAAAUGUGUCCCUGGUAAUGGUUACCCUUUCAGAUACAUUAUUUUUCUCCUGAUUCUUUUUAACCAAUAGUUUCUCCUGCUUAGCUUCAACUGUUUAUGCUUGCACACAUAUUUCUUUCUUUCUAGACAGUGCAGACACCAGGAAGUUGUGGAGCUGGGAUGUAUCCUAUUACCCAAGAGAUGUUCUCAUUCAGAAUUUGUAGAACCCUGGAAUAAUAAUGCUAGAAGAAACCGCUAACGGUUAUCUUGCAGUUGCUUUUAAAGAAUCAGUUCACUGCACAAGAGUGACCCAGAUAUGGCCUUCUCUUGACCAUCCCCACCACUCCUUCCUUCCUUCCUUCUUCGGCUCCUCUUGAAAUGAAGACCACCGAGUCCUUCCAAAAGUCUCUCCUUGCUGAACUGUUGCUCUCCGAGUGACCUACCUUAUCAAAAAUAUCUGCUCUCAUGCAGCCUUAUGUACUCUGUAUGUCUGUGGUCACUCAGUAUUUUUCCAAUGAGCUCCUUCCCUUUCCUUCAAGGCACAGAAGAGAGAUCUCUCUAGACUCCCAAAGUGAAGCCCUUUACCGGCCCCGGGGCUCACAUGACUCCAGGGCCUCACUCUCACACUCCGCUGGCCCACCCACACCCUGUCUGUUUCUCCCCAUAUGCAGAAGCCCGUCUGCCUCUGCAGACCUGAAGGUCUCCUAAACCAGUCGUGACCCAACCUCUCCUUAGACCUUCAAAUUCUUGGAUUAUAACUGUUUCCUGGUAUUUAUAUUAGCCUGUUGUCUUUUCCAUCUGAGCCUACCUUUUUUCCCCCACACAUGAAUGUCUUUUUGCCAAGUCUAAAGGUUUUAUCCUCUGGCAUUAGCUUCAGAGAUACUCGAAUGUCUAAGGUUUUAACCUCUACUUAUAUGUCUACUGAUAUAUCUACUUACAUGUCUACUGAGUUUUAUUACUGAUGCAUAUGCCAACAGUCAUAUAAUAAAGAAUGUAUCUGGUUUUUAUCCCCAGUUCACGGCCCACAGCUCCAAAAACCCUUGGAAAUUCCUGAUAGGGAAACCUUUUGUAUUCAUAAGCAGCCCCUCCAACCACCUUGCAUUUAUGCCAGUGAGGUUUGGGCCCUUAGGUAGUUUAAGGGAGGAAUUGGCCAUGCCAGAAAUGCCAAGCCCUUGAUUAGAGGGGUGAAACUUUCAGCCCCAUUUCCCACCCUCUCAAGGGGAAAGGGGCUAGAGAUUGAGUUCAAGCACGUGGCCAAUGAUUUAAUCAAUCGUGCUUUUAUAAUAAAACUCCAAUAAAAACUCUGGACUGCAGGGCUUGGGGAGCUUCCUGGUUGGUGAACAUACCCAUGUGCUGGGAAGAGGGCAUAUCCUAACUCCGUGGGGAUGGGAGUGUUUGUGCUUGGGGCCCCUCCAGCCCUUGCCCUCUAUGGGUCUCUUCAUCUGGCUCUUCCUUGGUAUCCUUUGUAAUAAAAUGGUGAUUGACAUAUA